AUGGGAUCCAUCGGUGUUGUCACCGCACCGGGGAUGAUGAGCCUUGCUGAAGCCAAAGAUGCCUCGACUGCUCGACUCUUCCAGCUGCCUGUGGCCAGAACCAUCGCGGCACAACUGGUCCAAGCCGUGGCGUUUCUGCACUCGCAGGGGGUUGUCCAUGCGGAGCCUGUGGAACGUCUAGAUCAGCGCCCGCUCCCCAAUGGUGUCCCAAGCCAUGCUGUCGUGCCCGUCUGGCUAGGGAAAGCGAGCGAGCAUAUUUCUCCAUCAGAAGCUCAAAUAGUCGUCACUGACUAUGGAGAGUCCUUUACGCCGGCUACAACAAGGCGGGAUUACUCUCAUGCUCCAGCCCUUUUGGUCCCUACAGAAGUUCAUUUCGAACCUCAAGAGCCGCUUUCGUUUCCCGCUGAUAUAUGGACGCUUGCGUGCACUAUCUGGGAAAUUAUAGGACAGCGGCCGCUGUUUGAGGGAUUUAAUCCGUCAGUCGACUGGGUCAUCAGAGAACAGGUGGAUGUGCUCGGCAAGCUGCCUCUGGAAUGGUGGGCGAAAUGGAAUUCCCGGACAAGAUGGUUCAACGAAGAUGGAACACGACACAGCGGUGCCAAUCCAAGAACCUGGGAGCAACGAUACAGCGACUCGGUGCAGGAGCCAAGGCAGGAGGCCAAGAUACAAGUGGUGGGAGAGGAGGAGAAAGCUGCCUUGCUGGCCAUGUUGAGAGCUAUGCUUGCGUUUCGGCCCGAGGAGAGGCCACCUGCGAAGGAGGUUAUGGACUGUGAAUGGAUGCAAAGAUGGGCUCUUCCUGAGCUUGCAAAGUGCAAAUGA
This is a messenger RNA of Aspergillus pseudoviridinutans, 819 nucleotides long. RefSeq lists its product as uncharacterized. The transcript is spliced from 2 exons. Gene Ontology annotation, biological process: intracellular signal transduction; protein phosphorylation. Gene Ontology annotation, molecular function: ATP binding; protein serine/threonine kinase activity. The coding region runs from base 1 to 819 and encodes 272 amino acids. NCBI's taxonomy places the organism in Eukaryota, Fungi, Ascomycota, Eurotiomycetes, Eurotiales, Aspergillaceae. Gene Ontology annotation, cellular component: nucleus; cytoplasm. The record is from RefSeq and is a predicted model, not a curated record.